AUGGGACAGCGGAGGAAGGAUAGCAGUGAAUAUGAUAACAUUCGGAUGUCAUACCCAUGCAAGUUAACCGGAUGUAAGGUAUCGACUGAGCAGGUGGCCCAUCUGGGGUGGUGGUACAAGUUGCGUCGUCCAAAAAUGGCAAAGUCCAAAACUCAACCCCGACCACUCCACCGCCCAACUCACAAAGCCUCCGCAAAGGUUCUCCCGUCCUCUAUGACUUCACAUAAGUUAUUUCCUUCAAAUAUUACUUUGAAUAUCACUGUCUGUGUACUAUGGAUGCUGCCGCUGACUCUACACACCCCCGCGGUGGCACACUUUGGGCCAAUACGCCUGCUACCCCAUCCCAAGCAAGCGAAAGAUAAACAGGCCACAGAGGAAUCCGCUAUAGAGCAGUUGCCACAAGAACAUGAAGACCCUACGAUCCCCGGCACAUCCCUCUCGUUUCAUUUCACUCAUCAAAUCGCACUCGAAUCUCGACUCCUACCUGUUAACUGCUUGACUUUAACUUUCCAUGUUAUCGUCGUCACCACUGGACCACCCCCUUUGGGUCACUCACAGUCCGGAAGACAAAACAUCCCUGGAAUCGACCACUGUGCUUACAGUAUCUGUGUAGUAUAUGAGAUGCUUAAAGAUUCAGGUGUCUCUUUGGCUCUUCGUUCUGUUUCUGCCAACUCUUACAAUAAGUGGCAACUCUACACCAUCGUCUGCAUCCUCGAUAUCGAGCCAAAGAAUGAAUUCGGGAUUAAAAUAAACCCAUCAGCAUCACUAGACCAGUUGAGGACAGAAAUCAUAGAGGAAAGGUCGCGACUUCUGAAUGGAAUCAAGCCAGCCGACCUCACUUUACAUCGAGUGGACAUCCAAGGCGCGAAAAAGAUCGAAGAGCUCAAAGGAACAUUAAUUGAAUUGAAAGAUAAAGAGCCCCUCCGUCCUAUACUGUCGGUGAUCGAAGUAUACCCUUCACCUCCUCCGGUAGACACCGUCCACGUCGCUGUGCUACUUUCUUCACAUAAAUCAUAUCCUGAGGCCUUACUACCGAUUCCAUUUAGUCCGGAACAGAGCGAUGGCAUAAAGGGGCUCAAAAAAUUUGAAAGCAACUUGCGACGCACAUUUCAGGAUUUUUUCAACUAUGAUGUUCAACUUCCUCUUUGGGCGCCGGAUUCGGGCCCGAACUCAGUUCAUAUUGCUAACCUGAACAUACCGGCCAUAUCUCAUGACCCUUCGCUGCUACUCCACAACCUCGGCCGGCCAUCUCACGACGUGAAACUAGUUGACCGCGUUAACAGACUAGAUUCCUUUGUAAUACGUCAGGGUCAGGCAAGACCCGUUUACUUCUUGAAGGCCUUUGGCGUAAUGGGGCAGUUUCGGCGUCUCAAGACAAUCACAUCCGAGAAUGAGGAUACAGCGCUGACCGAGAAUCGGGAGACGGCUGCCCGUCGUUUCCUACUGAUCCUCUACGUUCGAAUGUUUGUUUUCCGUGUAUUCCUCGAGUGCGCGGCUGACACCCCAAGCGGGAUCACGGAGGACCACAAAGCACGCUGGCUUCUCAUUCAAGUCGCACCCAAGACACUUCUCAAAAUGCCUGAAGUUUUUCUUAAAAUGAUUCAUUUGGCAGGAAGAGCGUCUUACGACUAUCUCCGGGCAGCCAUCGCAUCUGAGCAUAUAGACGUACACCAUCUUCUGGCAGAACGAAAACCAGUUGACCUAUUUUGCGUUCUCGAUGAAGCGCAGGCUCUCACACACGAGUUCUUGGAUUGCUUCCUAUCCGACACGGAGCCACAGCAUCCGCGGCCUAUCCUCCAUGAAAUCAUCAUUGAUUGGGAGAUGGUAUUCCCAAAUCUGAUCUUUUCUGGUACUGGAGUAUCGAUGCGGGACGUGGAGACUGACCUUAGUUGUGCAGUGGCUAAAGAGGGCCCCCCGUUAAGAUCAACGAUCACCGAAGUUGCUGGGUUCGACGACAAGGUUGAUCAGCGAGCUUAUCUCGAGCAGUACUUUCUGCCAGGACUUUGGGACACACCUGUGGGACAAGAGAUUGCAGCUCGGAUUGGAUAUUGGCUGCAUGGCCGGUUCGUUUGUGCCACUUCUCUCUGA
This is a messenger RNA of Acaulospora colombiana, 2088 nucleotides long. The record is from the annotation of a GenBank genome assembly. Lineage: Eukaryota; Fungi; Glomeromycota; Glomeromycetes; Diversisporales; Acaulosporaceae.